UUGGAUCCUCUCCAGUCAGGCUGUUCUCUUUCCUGAAGUGUUGCUCCAAACCGAACCAGACUUCACAGAAACUUUCCCAGAGCCAACUGGAGGGAGAAGACUCCUCAACUGGUCUCAGUGGUGUCAGAAAGAUCAGUUUUCCCCUGAGCUCUUCUUCCCCACUCUGAGUUGUCUCAAGUACUUGUUCUUGACUCUGCUGCUGGUGUCCAUAUGAUUUGGUGUGGCUAUCCUCGUAAGCUAAAAAACAUGUCCAUCCAAGGCCUGAAGAAGAAGCAACCAAAGACUUUUAAAGUCAAAAUUAUAACAGUGGAUGCUGAGAUGGAGUUCAGCUGUGAGAUGAAGUGGAAAGGAAAGGACUUGUUUGAUCUGGUGUGCCGAGCACUUGGUUUAAGGGAGACUUGGUUCUUUGGCUUGCAGUACACAAUAAAAGGAAUGUGCACCUGGUUAAAGUUGGACAAAAAGGUUUUAGAUCAAGAAAUCCCCAAAGAAGAUCCCAUUAGCUUUCAUUUUUUGGCUAAAUUUUACCCAGAGAAGGUAGAAGAGGAACUAUUACAGGAAAUUACCCAGCAUUUAUUCUUCCUUCAGGUUAAGAAACAAAUACUGGAUGAGGAAAUCUAUUGUUCUCCAGAAGCAACAGUUUUACUGGCUUCUUAUGCUGUUCAGGCCAAGUAUGGUGACUACGACCCAAGUUUUCAUGAGCCAGGCUUUCUAGCACAUGAUGAACUUUUACCCAAAAGGGUCCUCAGGCAGUAUCAGCUGACAGCAGAGAUGUGGGAAGAAAAGAUUACUGCUUGGUAUGCUGAGCACAGGGGUAUUGCCAGGGAUGAAGCUGAGAUGAACUACCUGAAAAUUGCCCAAGACUUGGAAAUGUAUGGUGUCAAUUAUUUCCCAAUUGCUCAAAAUAAAAACCACACAGAUCUCCUGCUUGGAGUUGAUGCCAAAGGUAUCCACCUCUACAGCAUUAAUAACAGGUUCUCUCCAAAUAAGUCCUUUGAGUGGAGUGCUAUCAGAAACAUUUCCUAUACUGAGAAAGAGUUAAUUAUCAAACCUCUUGACAAAAAAGCAGAAGUCUUCAAGUUUUUUCCCUCUCAGCUCAAAGUGAACAAAUUGAUUUUCCACCUGUGCGUUGGCAACCACGACCUAUUUAUGAGGAGAAGAAAAGUGGACUCGGUAGAGAUCCAGCAAAUGAAAGCACAAGCCAGGGAGGAAAAAGCUAGGAAAAAGAUGGAGAAUCAAAGGCUGGCCAGGGAGAAGCAGCUCCGAGAAGAAGCGGAGCGAGCCAAAGAGGAGCUGGAAAGGCGUCUCUUCCAGCUGGAAGAUGAAGCCAGGCAGGCCAAUGAGGCCCUGAUCCGAUCUCAGGAAGCGGCAGAGCUGCUGGCUGAGAAAGCUCAGAUUGCAGAAGAGGAGGCAAAAUUGCUGGCCCAGAACGCUGCAGAGGCUGAACAAGAGCGCCAGAGGCUGGAGAUCACAGCUCUGAAAACCAAGGAGGAGAAGCGCCUGAUGGAGCAGAAGAUGCGGGAGGCAGAGCUGAUAGCAGUGAAGCUGGUGAAGGAAUCGGACCGGAGAGCCAAGGAAGCUGAGCAUCUGAAACAAGAUCUGCACGAAGCCAGAGAGGCUGAAAGGAAAGCAAAGCAGAAACUCUUAGACAUAACCAGGCUUAAUUAUCCUCACAUGGUCAAGUACCCACAGUACUCACCAACUGACAGCAGAGAUGCCAACUUUGACAAAGGAUCCAUAAAGCUGGAUUUGAAAGACAUUGACCUCAAGAGACUGUCCUUUGAGAUAGAGAGAGAGAGGCUGGACUACUUGGAAAAGAGCAGGAAAUUUGAAGAUCGACUGAAGGAGCUGAAGUCUGAGAUUUAUGCUUUGAAGCUAGAAGAAAAACAGUCUGGGCUUUACUCUCACUGGAAUGAAGUGCUGGGAUCUUUGGGUCGCUCCUCAGGGAAUACUCCUUCGUGGAUGAAACCCUUUGAAACUGGAGAGUCAUUGGAUAUAAAUCUUCAAAGACCUUUCCCUGCUUCCUCCUUAAGCACUGCAAGCAGCUGGCCUUGUACCAACAGAAUCCAGCACACCGUGCCAGUGGAUAAGUCAUCUUUUCAAGGAAAUCCUCUGCUUGCCAACAGUGUGGGCACAGGAGCCAGAAAACAGAUUAUAAAGGUUCAGCAGCAUGACUCAGAUGUGAUCUACAUUUGAAGCCUCUCAUUUCUUUACCUGCUGGCCAUCUUUUUGGCUGUUGCAACAGGGACCUAUCCAAGGACUCUUGUGCAGCUCUGUCUGCUGACAAGGCAUCAGCAGCACAAGAGAUGUGGCACUGCGGUUCGAGUGGUGCUGUCCAGCUUCUGAGCAGGUAACACAAACUGGGAGCACUGAAACUGCCAGUGCAAAACCAGCUGGUGUCUUUGGGUACAGUGCUAAAGGUACAAACCCAGGGGAGUAUUGUUUACUACUUAAGCACUUUGGAAGAAACACUUUGUACUUUGCUAACCCUUCCUCCCCCAGGUGUUUUUACACACUGCCCUGUUGCUGUGGUACUGUACUUCUGUGGAGGGGAUGUGAGGCAGCAAGUGUCCAGGAGAUGCUUGGGAGGAGCAAAAGAAAUGUACACAGCUUGAUAUUUACCUACACAAGAGACUAAAUAUGGUUUUGCUAUGGUCCAGGGGACAUGACUCCCACAGAGCUGCUCAACAUUGUAGUGUUUGCCUGCUAAAUAUUUUCCUUCUCCUCUCCAAACACUUCUUGCUUUGCUCAACUGAUUUGCAUUUCUCUGAGAAAUCUCAGCUUUUAAUUCCAGCUGCACCAGUGGACAUCUUCAAAUACCUUUCAUUCCUGAGGGAAUCCUUUGGAAUGCAAAGCUUCUGUCUGUGCCCUCUUUACACUUUCUCCCUAGACCAAGCACUUGCUGUUUCUCACCCUGCUCCAGCAAACUUUGCAUACAUUAACUUGGUUGCAGUUCUGUGUAACACAGCUCCCACGGUAGACAAAGACAAAAGAUGCAGUUGGUGUCUGCUAAAGUUGGACUGGUUGCUGAUGGAGAGGUGCAUGCAGCAAAAUGUUUGCCUCCUUAGUACAACCUACUUCCAUUUUCUGUCUGUUUUGCCAUGAAUCUUCAGCUCCAGGACUUCUGGGGAAGCAGACAAUAUGCAGCUGUAGCUAAAGUAGUAGCACAGCUGAGCCUGUGACAUGUCAUGUAAAAAUGGCUGUUUAUGUUGUUAAGUAUCUUGUUCUAAAAGCUAAGAUGAAA
Dryobates pubescens (Downy woodpecker) is the source of this 3241-nucleotide messenger RNA. RefSeq names its product merlin. The coding region runs from base 211 to 2193 and encodes 660 amino acids. Gene Ontology annotation, biological process: regulation of gliogenesis; positive regulation of protein localization to early endosome; regulation of cell shape. The transcript is spliced from 18 exons. The record is from RefSeq and is a predicted model, not a curated record. Gene Ontology annotation, molecular function: cell adhesion molecule binding; actin binding. NCBI's taxonomy places the organism in Eukaryota, Metazoa, Chordata, Aves, Piciformes, Picidae. Gene Ontology annotation, cellular component: cytoskeleton; apical part of cell; filopodium.